Lynx canadensis (Canada lynx) is the source of this 2971-nucleotide messenger RNA. RefSeq names its product membrane bound O-acyltransferase domain containing 1 (gene MBOAT1). Gene Ontology annotation, molecular function: acyltransferase activity. The record is from RefSeq and is a predicted model, not a curated record. Bases 16 to 1914 code for a protein of 632 amino acids. Gene Ontology annotation, cellular component: membrane. The transcript has 11 exons. Gene Ontology annotation, biological process: lipid modification. Lineage: Eukaryota; Metazoa; Chordata; Mammalia; Carnivora; Felidae.
AGGAAAGCGCAGGAAAUGUUAGCCAGCGCGCGGACGGGGAGGGGGGCGGGGAGGAAGCCGAGACGGCAGCGAGACCAAAACAGGGUGGGGCGCGCGGGGCGCUCCCCGGGGAGAGGCGCCCGCCCGGGUGGCCGGGAUGGAGAUCUCUGCGGGGCGCGGGGAGGCAGGCCGGCGAGCUCGGGAGAAGGAAGCGGACGGGCGCCUCCCGCCCCCGGGGCUGCCCGCCAGCGGCCGCAGGGCAGGGCGGCGGCGCCCGCCGGCGUCGCUCUCCCUCGCCCGGGCCGGCCCGGGCUCUGGCCCGGUGGGCGGGCCGGGCGGCGCUCGGGGCCGCGCUCCGCUUCCCCACUUUCCCUCCGUCCCUCCCUCCUCCCGGGGCCGUCCCGGGCGGCCGGGCCAAUGAGCGCCGAGAGGAGGGCAGCGGGAAGCGGAGCGCGCCCGGCGCGGCCCUCCCACCGCGCCCCGGGGCCGCCGCGCCAACGCCGAGGUUGCGCCCCGGGAGUUCGCGCGGCCCCCGGCCUGGUGGCUCGGUCCCCGCGGGCGAGGCGGCCGUGCGCGCGCGCGCGCCUGGGGCAGCGGCCCGCGAGCGCUCGGGCUGCGGGACGGGGAGCGGGGUGGCGCGGGCCGGGGCCGGGGCAGCCGCCUCCCGAAGAUGCAGGAUGGCAGCGGAGCCGCCGUCCAGCCUCUCGUACCGCACCACGGGCUCCACCUGCCUGCACCCGCUCAGCGAGCUCCUGGGCAUCCCGCUGGACCAGAUACUCCUUCUUUGUAGCAAUGGGAUACCUUACAAUAUGCCACAUCAGCCGGAUAUACAUCUUCCACUAUGGAAUUCUCACUACAGAUUUUUCUGGGCCUCUGAUGAUUGUCACACAGAAGAUCACGACCUUGGCAUUCCAAGUUCAUGAUGGAUUAGGUCGAAGAGCUGAAGACCUCUCUGCUGAGCAACAUCGACUUGCUGUGAAGGUAAAGCCCUCCUUUUUGCAAUACUUAAGCUAUCUUCUCAACUUCAUGAGUGUCAUAGCUGGCCCUUGCAACAAUUUCAAGGAUUACAUAGCCUUUAUUGAGGGGAGACAUACGCACAUGAAGUUGCUGGAAGUGAACUGGAAGCAGAGAGGUUUCCAGAGCCUGCCAGAGCCUUCUCCCACUGGAGCUGUGAUCCGCAAGUUGUACAUGACCUUGGUGUCUCUCCUUCUGUUUUUGACACUCACGAAGACCUUCCCUGUCACCUGCCUGGUUGAUGACUGGUUUGUUCAUAAAGCGAACUUUCUGACUCGACUGUGCUACUUGUAUAUCGUCAUGCAAGCCUCGAAGCCCAAGUAUUACUUUGCCUGGACGUUAGCUGAUGCAGUGAAUAAUGCAGCGGGCUUUGGGUUCAGCGGAGUGGAUAAGAAUGGAAAUUUCUGUUGGGAUCUGCUUUCUAACCUAAACAUCUGGAAAAUUGAGACUGCCACAAGUUUCAAAAUGUACUUAGAAAACUGGAAUAUUCAGACAGCUACUUGGCUAAAGCGAGUGUGCUAUGAGCGGGUUCCCUGGUACCCCACGGUGCUAACCUUUGUCCUGUCUGCCUUGUGGCAUGGUGUCUACCCUGGAUACUAUUUUACCUUCUUAACUGGAACCCUUGUCACAGUAGCAGCCAGAACGAUGAGGAACAACUACAGACAUUACUUCCUUUCCUCGAAAGCCCUCAAGGUUGCAUAUGAUGUGGUCACCUGGGCGGUCACUCAGCUGGCCGUGUCCUACACCGUUGCUCCCUUCGUUAUGUUAGCAGUUGAACCAACCAUCAGCUUAUACAAGUCCAUGUACUUUUAUUUACACAUCAUAAGUCUUCUGAUAAUACUAUUUCUGCCAGUCAAACCCCAUGCUCAUAUUCAGAGGCAGCCUCAGACUCUGAACUCCGUUAAUAAGAAAAAAGAUUGAUACCUCCAAGAAAAAGCUGAGCGUGUAAAACUGCAAAACAUCGGAAAGUUGAGACCAAAAGGCUCAAGGGUUCUCCAGUGACUUAGAAGCAAUGUUUACAUGCAUUUUUUUUUUAAGUGCAGGGAGAAUUUUUAUCAAGCCUUUUUAAGUCGGCCAUGUCCAGUUGAUUUAAUACUUCCUAGGACAUUUGAGUGGUGUGGAGGUAUGUGCAGAAUGUGCCAGAGACCGUGCAGUCUGGGCUGCUGGGUCUUUGCUUCUCUGGCACCAUUUCCAGCCACGGGAGCCCAUACAUCUGGAAGGCAGAAGGUGGUUGCUGACAGAGCUGAUCUUCCAGAAUAUACCCAGAUAUGGUUGUUCCUUGGGAAGCCCCAGACCCUUUGACCACAGUGACGACACUCAGAAGACCACGGAGGAGAAGGAGCCGGCACGAAAGAACCAGGAGGACUUGCCGUGAACACUUGAGUGGAUGGAAAGUCAGGCAUGCCCUAAAGUAGGCUGCAUUUUUUUCCCCAAGAGAUAGAACUCUUCCCUUUUUUCCUUCUGAACUGAGCCAAGAUUGGAAAUCAGUCUCCUGUACUCCAGGAGUCUAGGAAGGGCUACUGUUUUCCUUUUCACACACGCCAUCUCUUUGCCCAGGGAUGGCCCUGAGAAAACACCCAAAUGUUUGCACCAUCAAAGGCAGAAUAAAUAAACCUUCUAAAUAAGUAAUUUGUUUUAAAAAAGUAAAGUUCCAUAGAAGCUUGUUAAGAAGCAGCAUUUUUCUCUUUGCUCACCUCAUUUCGUGGAGGUGUUCGUGAUCUUGGUUAUGAUACACACACCAGCUGAUUUUCACUUUUCUGGUUUUGUGGUUGAUUAAAUUUGACGAUUUUAGUUGAAUCAUUGUAUCGGAGAGCAGAAAUGGAGGACCGUUUUCUAUCCUUGUUAUGAAUGUGCUGUGGUUCCUUUCGGGGACUUCUAUUGGAUAAUAUUCUAUGUGGGAGAAAGAAACAUGGUAUUAAAUGUGCAAAAUGAUGAAACUGAUAAUAAUAAAUUAUAUGUUACAAGAGUGUACCCUAAA